Boeremia exigua is the source of this 1716-nucleotide messenger RNA. RefSeq lists its product as uncharacterized. Lineage: Eukaryota; Fungi; Ascomycota; Dothideomycetes; Pleosporales; Didymellaceae. Gene Ontology annotation, biological process: regulation of transcription by RNA polymerase II. Gene Ontology annotation, molecular function: DNA-binding transcription activator activity, RNA polymerase II-specific; zinc ion binding. The transcript has 3 exons. The coding region runs from base 93 to 1469 and encodes 458 amino acids. The record is from RefSeq and is a predicted model, not a curated record.
CACCGAUACAAGAGUGCGCGAGGCAGCACAUCUGUGCUUUGUAUACGAAAGCAAGUUAGAUCUUUAAAUUGGCCCUGUGACGGCCUCCGACCAUGCCUACCGUUGCAGCGAGACCCCGGACCGAAGGUGUUCGGAAACGACGCACUCACGCGAAGUCGAAGAAAGGAUGUGGUAACUGUAAGUUGCGGAGGGUCAAAUGCGAUGAGACUCAACCAUCCUGCAGAAAGUGCAUGCUCUAUAGCGUUGCUUGCGACUAUUCUGAACGAACAAGCUUCUUGGAUCUUGAUGCGCAAGGGUCUUUUCAGGUGCAAUUAGAGCCGACCGCUUUUUACAAGCCACCGAGUUCCAAUAUCGAAUUGUCCGAACAGAGUCGAGAUGACAGAAACGAACCAUGGACUUCACCGCUUCUCACCAUGACCGUCAGUCCAACCCUGACCACUAUCAUUGACGAAGCGCUCCAAUGCAACACGCCGGAUCUCGGCUGGACGAACAAAUCCUGGCAUUUUAGUCACAACCAACUACAAGUCCUGUUGAGGUUCCGAAAUAGAACCGCAUUGACCAUAGGAAACAUUCAGAUGGCUCGCGUGUAUCGCGAUCUUGUAUGCCACCUCGCGUGCAAGCACUCCUUUCUGAUGCAUAUGCUACUCAGCGUGACUAUGAUGCAUGAUGCGCAUCUUGCGGACCCGACAGCAGGCAACACUAAAACAGCUAGUAGUCAGACCGCACUCGAACAUUGGAACACGGCUUCAAAACUUUUCAAUAGCAUCCUUUCGCAGCCGAUCCCACCGUCAUAUCGCGACGCUAUCUGGGCCACUGGAGUGUUCUUAGGCGCAGCGUCCUUUUGGUCAAUUGGCUCUACCAACCCAUACGAUGUAUGGCCUCUGAAACCGGUAGAAUCCGACGACCUUUCAUGGCUAAGGAUUGGCGAGGGCAAGAAACACCUCUGGCGACUUGCUCAACCUUCGAGGUCAGAUAGCAUUUUCUCUAGCAUCGUCAAAGACAAUAGCUGUGUUUCCGUACCAGAGUGGGCAGCUGUCGACACCAGUCUCAAUAUGGAGCCGCAUAUCAGUUCUCGCGUCUGGGAGAUAUUCGGAAUGACAAGUCUCCUGAGCGAACCCAAAAGCGUCUACUAUCAUCCAAUCCUCGCCUUGUCAAAAUGUCCAGCUAUCAAGCUGACGCAGGAAAACGCAAUGAAGUUCCUCUACGUCAUGGCAGUCAUUACACCGGAAUUCCUCGAGCUGUUGGAGAUGAAAGAUAUGAAAGCCGUCUUCAUCAUGGGAUGGUGGUACAGUCUACUGACAACCGGUAACUUGUGGUGGAUGAGCCGAAGAGCAAAAAUAGAAGGUCAGGCAAUUCGUAUCUGGCUGAGAAGACAGAAAGAUGGCGCAGAACUUGCAGGUCUGUUGGACGAGAUCGAAAGUCUUUCUAGGAAAGAAGAAGAGACCACGAAGUGGUUCUUUGAGCCCUGAACAUGCACGGUCGUUUUGACCACUGCCCUUCACAGCUUUCGCCAAAUAAAUCCAUGAUAAGCAUGCACAGGUGCAAUAAGUCGGCUACAUGUGCACCUGCAUACACGCGUCUAUGCAGUUGAGUGGAAAUGGGGUACUCAUGUCGAUGAGGCUGAGCGUCUGUAGCUGAGAGCCGAAAUACCUGGCUCCCAGACACUGCCACUUGAACGACAGUACGGUACCCUGAAAGACCAAUGGUCAAGAUUCA